Molecule: messenger RNA, 1209 nt
Organism: Hibiscus syriacus
Lineage: Eukaryota; Viridiplantae; Streptophyta; Magnoliopsida; Malvales; Malvaceae
Product: protein PIN-LIKES 3-like
Exons: 10
Coding region: 1-1209 (402 amino acids)
Biological process (GO): endoplasmic reticulum to cytosol auxin transport
Cellular component (GO): membrane
Source: RefSeq, a predicted model, not a curated record
AUGGGGUUUGCAAAUCUCUUCGUUGUGGCACUAAUGCCCGUUCUCAAAGUAAUUCUGAUGACUGGAGUUGGCUUCUUCAUUGCUUCGGAUCGCAUAAAGCUCUUGGGGUCUGAGCCAAACCGCCAUUUGAACAAUAUUGUAUUCUACGUGUUAAGUCCUGCACUUGCGGCCAGCAGCUCAGCUGAGACGGUCACGUUCCAGAGUUUCAUGACCUUGUGGUUCAUGCCAUUAAAUCUUCUGCUGGCAUACAUUUUCGGCUCAAUACUGGCUUGGCUUCUCAUAAAAAUCACUAAAACUCCUGGCCACCUUCAGGCCAUUGUCAUCGGUUGCUGUUCCGCCGGAAAUGUUGGGACUCUGACUCUGAUUAUGAUUCCAGCAGUGUGUGAGGAGUCAAAUAAUCCAUUUGGAGAUCCAUCUGUUUGUUCUUUACAUGCUAGGUCUUAUGCUUCACUAUCUUUAGCUAUUGGAGCAAUUUACAUGUGGUCAUAUGUAUAUGGAAUCAUACGGUUGUAUGUAAAUAAAACCAUAGAAAAUGACUCCACUUCUGAAACAGCUGCAGAAAGUUGCACUGAAUUAGAUGUUCUUCCAUCAAUUGACGUCGACGGUAUUCCUCUACUUACCACCAGUUUCAAUGGAACAAUCGCAAAGUUGUCAGCUUGGAAGAAAAUAAUGCGGCGAAUGAAGAGCAUUUCGGAAAAGGUUGACCUAAAGAAAGUGUUUGCACCAACAGCAAUUGCAGCGAUUGUAGGGUUUAUAAUCGGGAUAGCAUCUCCGAUCCGAAAACUACUGAUCGGAAAUGAAGCUCCACUUCGUGUAGUCGACAGCUCUGCAUAUAUAUUAGGGGAGACAGCAAUUCCAUGUAUGACCUUGAUCAUGGGGGGCAAUCUUUCGAGAGGUCUGAAUGGAUCGGAUGUGAGUAGAACUGUGAUAAUAGGGAUAAUAGGAGUGAGGAACAUAUUGUUGCCAUUAAUAGGGAUCGGUGUUGUUAAAGCAGCUCUCCAUUUGGGAUUGAUCGCAUCAGAAAAUAAGUUAUAUCACUUCGUUCUUCUGCUUCAAUUUGCUGUUCCACCAGCAAUAUCAGUAGGUACCAUGACCCAAAAAUUUCAGCUUGGUCAAUGCGAGACUUCAGUGAUAAUGCUGUGGACUUACGUAAUAGCAGCAUUCACCCUCACAAUUUGGUCUACCUUGUUCAUGUGGAUUCUGGCUUGA